UAAAAGACCCAGUCAAGGAUGAAUUCCAAAUAAAAAAAAACCUUGCACGUAAAUGGAAUAACCAGGAAGAGAAUAUAUGCAACAUGGCGACUGUUAGCAGAUCUACAAGUACCCAAUGUCUACUACUAUUUAUGACCAUAAGUCUCUGCGCUGGUAACUUCUGUUACCAGUGCGCAGAUACUAAGAUCGGCGGAGAUUGCCAGACAUACAUAAAGACAAUGGCGAGAGCCCGCCACUACAUCGAGAAUCCUCCAACGUCAGACGACGAGGUGUACGAGAAAAAGAAGGACCUGUACAAGCUGUUCGUGAAGAACUGCACGUCAUAUCACCAGGGAUACCCGAACGAAACACUCUGCGUCAUCGAGACGUUUGAAUACAGAGGUCAGAUGAACAUGUAUUUGCGAGAUUGUACAGACGGCGUCAAUUUUGCGACGGAAUAUACUGACGUGCGGCGACCAAGAGCGGACAACCAGACUUAUUGUGAGCGGAAGGGAGACACGGGAACGUAUUGUGUGCGCAUGUGCAGAGGGAACUUUUGCAACGGACCGGAAGCAAAUUCUGCGUCAAAAUACCUUAUAUCCGGGCUUUUAUGGGUCAUCAUUGUUUUGAAUUUUAUAUCUGUUUUUCAAGAAGUGCAUCAUGGGAUGUGACAUUUGUUAUGUCAGUGUUCAAUAUUCUGAUUCAUCUGUGAAUGAAGAAUAUAUAAGUGAUAUGCUAUAUAAUUAUUUAUAAUUGAUGUUUUGAGGGACAUGUAAGUUCGAAGCUUUAACCUAUAUUCGAAUGUUUACAAGGAACUGUGAUAGGUGUGUUUUCGAAUGACAAACAGAUUUGUUGAUCCUUUGACAACUGUCUAAUGUACACAAGAACAUAUAUGUAUAUGCGUACAUGGAUUAUAAAUUGUACGUGUCUAUGUACAUAAACUUAUAUAGUUAAAAGCCUUCAAGGACUAACGCCGUCUAUUAGAUUUACAAAGGAUUUAGAUACAUGUAAUCUAUCAUGCAAUUAAGAUUUUCACUUUGGUUAUUUGUCCGAGUUUCAAUUGGGUCUGUCUGAUGAAAGACAAUCAAUAAAUAAUUUUUUUCAUUCAGUAUUCUAACUUCAACAUUUCCACCUAUGUGUAUAUGUGUUAACUUUGUUUUCUUGUUUUUUCAUUGCUCACAAAUGUCUUUCAUAAAUAUCAACGUAUAUUAAAUGUAUUUGCACUUGUGAAAUAUAGACAGAGUAUCAUAAUCUAUAAUUAGAAUAUCA
Molecule: messenger RNA, 1248 nt
Organism: Magallana angulata
Lineage: Eukaryota; Metazoa; Mollusca; Bivalvia; Ostreida; Ostreidae
Exons: 3
Coding region: 84-650 (188 amino acids)
Source: RefSeq, a predicted model, not a curated record